Molecule: messenger RNA, 717 nt
Organism: Alexandromys fortis (reed vole)
Lineage: Eukaryota; Metazoa; Chordata; Mammalia; Rodentia; Cricetidae
Gene: Cenpx
Product: centromere protein X
Exons: 4
Coding region: 118-507 (129 amino acids)
Biological process (GO): replication fork processing; resolution of meiotic recombination intermediates; DNA repair
Cellular component (GO): Fanconi anaemia nuclear complex; FANCM-MHF complex
Source: RefSeq, a predicted model, not a curated record
GGGGGGACCCUUAGGUGAUUGGUUUCUGAGCUUGGAGGCGGGACUUCACGGACGCGCUCCACGUUCAUUGGUUGGGAUGUGGGCGGGUUCCGGAGAGCGCGCACUGAGACUGUGACCAUGGAGGAAAUGAGCGGCUUCCCGAAGGUGAGGCCCACAGGAGUGCGAGGAGCUGGUGAGCAGAGUACUGCACCUGCACUUCAGGGAUUGCAAGACGAAAGUCAGUGGGGACGCGUUGCAGCUCAUGGCGGAGUUCUUGAAGAUCUUCGUGGUAGCCGCUGUUCGUGGGGUGCAGCAGGCCCAGGCAGAGGACCUAGACAUCGUGGAUGUGGAUCAGCUGGAGAAGGUGCUCCCUCAGCUGCUCCUGGACUUCUAGAGGUUGGCCUGUGGCCUGCAGAGUCUAGGACGAAGUCCUGUCAGCAUCGACAUCCAGUUCCCCAGGUUCCAGAGAACGGGAGGACACCAGGAGCUGUUACCCUCCCUAGCUAUGGCCUCUGGGGGUCUGUGUGAGACAGGUGCAGGGAAGGUGGGCAGCCUUCCCACAGCCACCCACCCUCACCACCCCCACUCAUUAUAAACAGAGGCUGGCGGUGCUGCCUUCUUGCCCCCCCUCCAUCAGAGCUGCUGUGUGGCUUUUAACCACCGGACCAGGAUGCCUCCCUGAGCUGUAAAUUUGUUCUUACAAAGCAACAUCAAUAAAUCAACACCAUCUCUCCGAGA